Molecule: messenger RNA, 1299 nt
Organism: Contarinia nasturtii (swede midge)
Lineage: Eukaryota; Metazoa; Arthropoda; Insecta; Diptera; Cecidomyiidae
Product: delta-aminolevulinic acid dehydratase
Exons: 5
Coding region: 136-1128 (330 amino acids)
Biological process (GO): heme biosynthetic process
Cellular component (GO): cytosol
Molecular function (GO): zinc ion binding; porphobilinogen synthase activity
Source: RefSeq, a predicted model, not a curated record
UGUCAAUGGAAAGCCGAAAUCAAAGUAAUUUUUAAUAAUAAUAGUAUCUAUCCAAUUAACUAAUUGAAAUUUGCCAAAUCACUGUCGAUCAACGGCAAUUAAAAUUAGAUUUAUUGGUGCCACUUAUACUUGAAUAUGUCGACAUCGAAAAAAUUUCACAGCAGUAUUUUUCAUCCAACUUUGCGGAAAUGGCAAGAGCCAAAUGUUAACAUCGAACCGGAAAAUUUAAUGUAUCCACUGUUUUUGAUAGAAAAAGACGAUGUAAUUGAGGAAAUUCCGAGUAUGCCGGGUGUGUCACGGUUUGGAGUCAAUCAAUUGAUUAAGCAUUUGGAGCCAUUGAUCAAAAAGGGACUUAAGACAGUUUUACUCUUUGGGGUUAUUGAAACAUUGCCUAAAGAUAGUAAUGGCAGUUCGGCAGAUUCGACCGAAAAUCCAGUAAUUCGUGCAUUACCAUUGCUUCGAAAGAACUUUCCCGAUUUGGUGAUAGCGACUGAUGUUUGCCUGUGCCCGUACACAAAUCAUGGACACUGUGGUAUAUUCGAUGAAGAAGGUCACAUGGAUAAUGACCAGAGCAUUCAACGCUUAGCUCAAAUUUCGUUGGCAUAUGCUCAGGCCGGUGCACAUAUAAUCGCUCCUUCCGACAUGAUGGAUAACAGAAUCCGUGCGAUCAAGGAAAUUCUACGUAAUUAUCGCUUAGAAAGUCGAGUUGCCGUUUUAUCUUAUGCGGUAAAAUUUGCAUCUUCUUUCUAUGGUCCAUUCCGAGACGCGGCACGUUCAGCCCCUGCCUACGGAGAUCGUAAAUGCUAUCAAUUACCGCUUGGUUCCAAGGGUAUUGCUGCGAGAGCUGCUGAACGUGACGUUGAAGAAGGUGCUGAUAUGCUAAUGGUGAAACCUGGUAUGGCUUAUUUGGAUAUUGUUCGCCAAACAAAAGAUAUGUUUCCAAAUAUUCCAUUGUUCAUUUACCAAGUAUCGGGUGAAUACGCUAUGUUAUGGCAUGGUGCCAAAAAUGGGGCCUUCAACUUGAAUGCCAUUGUCAUGGAAGCGCUGACGUCGAUGCGUCGUGCAGGCGCCGAUGUUUUAAUCACAUACUAUACACCACUUGUGCUGGAUUUAAUUCAGAAGCAAUAAAAUUGUGAGAGAUAUAAUUGAAAAUUAUCAUUUUUAUGGUGCUGGUAUAAAGUUGUUUAAAUGUUGCAGAACUUUGGGAGAUUUUAGAAACAAAUUUUAUAAGAAAAAAAAAAUAAAAAUAUAAAAAUAACAACAUUUUUGAAAGAUACACGCUUUUAUACGAAUCUCAAA